Fusarium venenatum is the source of this 825-nucleotide messenger RNA. RefSeq lists its product as uncharacterized. NCBI's taxonomy places the organism in Eukaryota, Fungi, Ascomycota, Sordariomycetes, Hypocreales, Nectriaceae. The record is from RefSeq and is a predicted model, not a curated record.
AUGUCAUACUAUCAGCAGCCUAAUCAACAGGCUUUUCAACAGCUGUAUCAACAACCUCUAUACCAGUCAGGCCCCCCACCUCCCAACAUGCCAAACUAUCCACAGAACUUCCACGCCCCGCCUCCCGGUUACCAGCAGCAAGGCUACCAGCAAGCUCCCAACAUUGCUUCAGGACCGCCAGGCUAUCACCCUCGCGUGGGCUUCACUAGAUUGCCUUCAAGGUUUCAAAUUUGGAACGUCAUGACAAGUGGGGGCACCAGCGUCCUUGAGCUCGGCCCUCAAUUUAAAGGGCCAGUUGCCUAUUCAGCCAAGAUGUUCUCCAGCAGUAGGCUUAAGAUCAAAGAAGGCCCAUAUGAAUCAGAAAAGCAGCCUAUAUGCACUAUUGAAAGCCGCCACACUUUCAGUCAGCAGAGUACUAUUAGCUUCAAUGGAUUUGAGUCCAAGUUCAGAGAGACGAGCAUGUUCAUGGAGGGUGCCUCUUGGCCUUUCGAAGUCGAUGUGAAUGGGCAGGUUCAGACAUGGCAGUGGAGGAAAAGACAGGUUGACAGUUCAUCCACCAUUAAGAGGUUCAUUGGGUCAAUGUCUCAAAGCAAACUUGGAAGUUGGGAGUUGGUUCCAGCAUCAGGACAAGGCGCACCGGCGGCUAGUCUUGAAACAGCCGGUGGAAAUACUUUCGAGAAGGAUUCUGCACUUGGAGAGUUUAUUUUCUAUGGUCCUGCUUCCGUUGGCCAAAUGGGCGACAUCUUCAUGAAUGUCAGCAUUGCAGUUCUGCUCCGCAUCAUAUCGCAGCACUAUAUCAGCAGGAUCGCGGCUUUGGCAUCUUGA